UCAGGUCCGUCAGUCGGGCAGUGCGGGGCUGAGCCGGAUACGCGAACUUACAGCAAGAUAGCUGACACAAUCCACACCGAAUUCAGACACCGACACCUUCCACACUCGGAAUACUGGCUUUGUCUAAAAAUAAACAUCUUUUUGGGACGGACAAGCUACAAAGAAAGAAAGUGGGAGUGAGACACAGACAUAUUUGAAGGGUUGUUGGCUUAGCCUGACCGGGGUGAGUUAGCAUGCUAAUGGAGCAGAGCCGUAGUGGAUGUCUCUCCACCCGCUCUUUUCCCUUACAUUAGUCUGACGUCGCUCAAAUGACAUUUUGUUCUGCAUUUUCUUUAGCAUCCGCAUAAAUAUUUGUCUAUCUUUGCGCAAAGUGUUGAGAAACUCCUGAGACGAAGCUUGCUUGGCAUGUUAGCUAUUUAGCAAGACUGGAUGGCUUACUGAUGAUUUCUUGAGGAGCGUUUCCAGUUUACGGACGAGAAUAACAAACAAACAAAAAAAAACACAGCUUUUUGCUUUUCAGAUUGUAUAUGUAACAUCAGACUAAUUGACCACAUUUGGUGAGAUAUUACUCUUUCUAGCGAGCUAAUAGUGGAGUUGGUAGUAUAGCUUGCUGGCUGGGGUUAGCUAACCGAACGUUAUGCCAAAUGAUAUUUUACUAAGAGACAGUUAGGACACCACAAGCAAAUUCAAGCACUUGUCACUGUGUGAUAGUUUAUUUAUUGUUAUACAACAAACAAUGGCCUCGGCUGGUAAUGCUCUCUCAUCGUUUGCGAGCAAAACCAAAACGAAGAAGAAACACUUCGUGGCUCAGAAAGUGAAGCUGUUUCGUGCCAGCGACCCUCUACUCAGUGUUCUCAUGUGGGGAAUUAACCAUUCGAUAAACGAGUUGAGCCAUGUUCAGAUCCCUAUCAUGCUGAUGCCUGAUGACUUCAAGGCCUACUCUAAGAUCAAGGUGGACAACCACCUUUUCAACAAAGAGAAUAUGCCAAGCCAUUUUAAGUUCAAGGAGUAUUGCCCUCUUGUUUUCCGUAAUUUGAGAGAGAAGUUCAACAUCGAUGACCAGGACUUCCAGAACUCUUUGACCCGCAGCGCACCCCUCGUCAGUGAAGCUCAGGGCCGCAGUGGUGCUCGCUUUCACACAUCCUACGACAAGAGGUACGUCGUCAAGACCAUCAGCAGCGAGGACGUGGCCGAGAUGCACAACAUCCUCAAGAAAUAUCACCAGUAUAUUGUGGAAUGUCAUGGUACCACACUGCUGCCACAGUUCCUCGGCAUGUACCGACUCACUGUAGAUGGAGACGAGACGUAUAUGAUAGUCACACGCAACGUGUUCAGUCACCAGUUGUCUGUGUAUAAGAAAUAUGACCUGAAGGGAUCUACUGUUUCCAGAGAGGCAAGUGACAAAGAAAAGGCUAAGGAAUUCCCCACAUACAAAGACAACGACUUCAUUAAUGAUGGACAGAAAAUAUACAUCGAUGAGGAGAGUAAGAAAACCUUCCUUGAUAAGCUUCGAAAGGAUGUGGAGUUCCUUGCCUUGCUGAAGUUGAUGGACUACAGUCUUCUGGUUGGGAUCCAUGACGUGGAGAGGGCAGAACAAGAGGAGGUAGAGAGUGAGGAUAAUGAGGGAGAUGAGGAAGGAGAGAGUGAUGGAGGGAUGGUUGGCACUCCUCCCGACAGUCCCAGUAACACUCUGGACUGCACUAAACCCCUCUCACCGGGAGACUUUGACCCCAGUAUUGACGUCUAUGCGAUCAAAAGCCAUGACAGUUCCCCCAGAAAGGAGGUCUAUUUUAUGGCUGUUAUUGACAUCCUACAGCAUUAUGAUGCUAAGAAAAAAGCAGCUCAUGCAGCCAAGACGGUGAAGCAUGGGGCUGGGGCGGAGAUUUCCACCGUGAACCCAGAGCAGUACUCAAAAAGAUUCUAUGACUUCAUCACUACCAUUCUGCCCUAGUCACAGACAGUUGAGCUGAGUCCAUGGGGAUAAAGAGGGAUGCCAGCAGAGCAGUGUAGAACACUCACUGACCUGCUCUGCCAUGGGGGGCACCCUUACAGCAGCUACAACCACCAUUUGUUUACAUUUUUAUUUUCAUUUGUUGGUUCUUUGUUUUUGUGGGACCAUGAGAAUGAUGGAAAAUGACAACAAUUAUAACCUUUUUGGGGGGGAAUAGGGCUUUUUACUGCUUUCUAAUGCAUGUCCCUUAUUCUUGUUUGUUCCAUUUGUUAUUUUCCCUGCCUUUUAAAGUAGAGGAGGAGAUGGAGAGAUAAAGAGAGCUCAUUUGAUGCUCAGUUAGUGGAAAAAGUAGGCCACAUAUGUAGAGGCAGGGAAUGGACAGCUUGAUGAGAAAUGUAAUGCUGUCUUUCACAGACUCAUUUAUCACACGCCUGGUCAUCAAAUCCCCACCCAAACUCACACGACCCACUCUGCUUCUUGUCCACUAACAUCAACAGCUUCUUUUAAUCACCGCAGAGACUCUGAGGCACCUGAAGCACUUGACACCACGGCAACCUGCUCACUAUAACUCUUCUUACUCGCACAGUCCUCUUUCUGCUCUGGACAGAGACUAACAAGAAAUGCUCUUUGAGCCAUAUACAAAAGGAGGACCCAUUGCCCUCAAUUGCCUUUAGUGGACAAACAGUCUAAUCAGACUGUUUUGCAUGUUCCUUCGGUGUUCUGAGGCAAAUGCGCGGAGUUACUUGGAAACAAAGGUUCUUGUAGUUUUAUUUCUUACGAUUUGCAGUGACUUGUCAGAAGGGAGAAUGAAGACACUGAAGCAGCAGGAUCAGUGGUUUCUCUUUAGUCAUCAGUGUAUUCUGUUACAUUAGUGAUUCAGUUGCCAUCAGCACCUUAAACUGUUGCACUUUUUAUUAGGAUCACUCAGUCUGUUACAAGCUGCAACGAUAGCACUAUGAGGCACUGUUUUAAUGCAGCCUUGCAAUUUAAUGUGUUCUCACUCAUAUGCUUGUUUUCAGCAUUCAAAAAAUAGUUUACCUCUUGCAUCGUACCAGGACACACCCUUUUGUGUUGUGUUUCAGUAUUCCAUGGAGGUUUGGGGAAGGGGUGCUUUAUGUACUUUUUCUUCUUCUCCUUUAGAAAACAUUGGUUUUCUUUGAAAUAGUGUUUAUGUCUCAUAAGUAUUGUUCUAAACGUUUGAACACUCAAAUGAACAGCAAAACGUUGUAUAUUUUACACGAUGAACGGAACCAAAAUGUUGCUCACAUAAUUCUGUUGGUUCAGCUGUGGUAUUUACCAGGGAAACAUAAUACCUGUAAAAGAGAAGAAUACUUUUGUACAUGGCAUUGGUUUAGAAACAAGUAAUAUGAAUUAGAGAUUAACGUUGUUUCUUAACUUUUCAAAUUCUAAGGUAAAAGCCUCUUCAUAUUUGGUAUGUUAGACUUUUUGAUCACUUGCACAUAUUUUUACAUUGAAUAUUAUUCUAAACAUUUAAAUGUCAGAAUUUUAAAGCACCACUCCCUGAUUCAGUGAAAGCUGUUCAGAUAAAUGAAGAAUGUUACUGUUUUAAAUUGUACAACACAAAAGUACUGUCUUAAAAAAGGAAAAAAGAGAAAAAGAUGCAUGUUGCAUUAUUUUAUGUGUUCAGUCUGAUUUAGUCAAAGAGUGUAUAUACCUUGCUUGGUCAUAUUAUUUCUAUUUAAUUUUUUCCCCUGCCCUAACACCCUCAUACCCACAGUUUAUUUUUCAGAUGGUCCCAUACCUGCUUUAUACUGUGUUUUCAAUGUAUUCACUGUGCAAGAGCCGUGCCUUUUACUCCAAUUAAUUUUAUUCUGUUUUGCUUUUUUUUUUUUUUUAAACAGAAGUACAUUUUUAUUUUCUAUUUGGGUGGAUGUUGGGGACAAAUAU
Messenger RNA from Xyrauchen texanus (razorback sucker), 3859 nucleotides. Its product is annotated as phosphatidylinositol 5-phosphate 4-kinase type-2 alpha-like. The transcript is spliced from 10 exons. Lineage: Eukaryota; Metazoa; Chordata; Actinopteri; Cypriniformes; Catostomidae. Bases 737 to 1951 code for a protein of 404 amino acids. The record is from RefSeq and is a predicted model, not a curated record. Gene Ontology annotation, biological process: phosphatidylinositol metabolic process. Gene Ontology annotation, molecular function: phosphatidylinositol kinase activity.